Messenger RNA from Tribolium madens (black flour beetle), 897 nucleotides. RefSeq names its product L-xylulose reductase-like. Bases 86 to 820 code for a protein of 244 amino acids. The transcript has 5 exons. Lineage: Eukaryota; Metazoa; Arthropoda; Insecta; Coleoptera; Tenebrionidae. The record is from RefSeq and is a predicted model, not a curated record. Gene Ontology annotation, molecular function: L-xylulose reductase (NADPH) activity; carbonyl reductase (NADPH) activity. Gene Ontology annotation, biological process: xylulose metabolic process; glucose metabolic process.
GGAGGAUUUGUAGCUUGUUGAAUAAAUAUCUAAAUCUAAUCUCGUUUGAUAUUUCGAGUAGGUAGUCUUAAGUCGUGUCAAAAAGAUGGAAAUUAGUUUCAAGGGCAAAAGGGCUCUAGUUACUGGAGCUGGAGCUGGUAUCGGGCGUGGAAUAGCCCUCAAGUUGGCCCAAUGUGGGGCCACUGUUCUCGCCGUCGACUUGUCUUUGAGCUCUUUAGAGUCGCUGAAAAAAGAAAUCCCGUCUGCUGAAAUCGUCGCUGUUGACCUUUCCAAUUGGAAGACGACUAGUGACACCCUGAAAAAACUCUCCCCAAUUGACCUUUUGGUCAACAAUGCUGGGGUUGCGUCCAUUGACCCUUUGGUGGCAAUCACAGAAGAACAAUACGACAAAUUGUUUUCUGUGAACGUAAAAGCAUUGAUAAAUGUGACCAAAACCGUGAUAAGCGACUUAAUUGCCAGAAAAUCGCCCGGGGCUAUAGUCAACAUCUCCUCCCAGGCCUCCAAAGCAGCCCUUCUGAACCACUCCCUCUACUGUGCCACCAAAGGCGCCGUUGAUGCUUUCACAAGGGCUGUAGCCCUUGAAUACGGCCCUAGCAAUAUAAGAAUAAAUUGCGUGAAUCCCACAGUUGUUAUGACUGAUUUGGGUAAAAAAAUCUGGAGUGAUCCCAAAAUGGGAGGCCCAAUGUUGGCCAAAAUUCCCUUGAAUCGGUUUGCAGAAAUUGACGAUGUGGUUGAUUGUGUCUUGUUUUUGUUGAGUGACAAGUCGCUAAUGAUAACAGGGAGUUGUGUCCCUGUAGAUGGGGGCUUUUUGGCAUGUUAAGGGUAUGCAACCAAAUAUACAAACGGCGAUAAUUUGUCCAAAAAUGAUUUGUGGACACAUUUAACGCUGUCUCAAGA